UGCUCUUGCAUUUUGCCAAACCUCACUUUGAAACACAUUCUACAAAUACUUAUAUCCUCUUCCUUAUUCAUUCCCUUCACUUUAUCCUUUACCAGAGGCCAUCAUGGGUGUUGUGACUUUUGAGAAGGAAAUUACAACUUCAGUUCCACAGGCCAAAAUGUUCAAGGCCUUCAUCCUUGAAUCUGACACUCUUAUUCCCAAGGUUUUGCCUCAAGUUAGUAUUGAGUUUCUUGAAGGAAAUGGCGGACCAGGAACCAUUAAAAAGACUUCUUUUGCUGAAGGUGGUGAAGUUAAGUAUAUUAAGACCAGAGUUGAAGCAACAGACAAAGAUAAUUUCACACACUGCUACAGUGUCAUUGGAGGUGAGCCAUGGAUGGAUGGACUAGAGAAGACUUCUUAUGAAAUUAAGGUUAUGGCUUCUCCUGAUGGAGGAUCUAUUGUCAAAAGCAUCAGCAAGUACUACCCUAAGGAAGGCUGUAAGAUCAAUGAAGAAAGAGUGAAGGCUGGAGCAGAGAAGGCCUUCGGCAUGUUUAAGGCCGUUGAGGCUUAUGUCUUGGCAAAUCCCGAUGCCUGCUAAAUUAAUUAUCUGUAUUUUUUCUCUUUUUUUUUUUUUUUCUGGAUGGAGGGUCAAACCUUUUUUGACCUGACAAUAAAAGUUUAACGGUGUAUACUUGUAUUGAAUAGUUGGUUUAUAUACUCCAUCAAUGAAUUAAUUAUGGAGUAUAAAGCUCAAGUUCAUAAUAAACAUUUAGUAAUUUUUUUUGUUUUA
This is a messenger RNA of Ricinus communis (castor bean), 769 nucleotides long. Its product is annotated as major allergen Pru ar 1. Bases 104 to 577 code for a protein of 157 amino acids. Gene Ontology annotation, cellular component: nucleus; cytoplasm. Gene Ontology annotation, biological process: defense response; abscisic acid-activated signaling pathway. The record is from RefSeq and is a predicted model, not a curated record. Lineage: Eukaryota; Viridiplantae; Streptophyta; Magnoliopsida; Malpighiales; Euphorbiaceae. Gene Ontology annotation, molecular function: signaling receptor activity; abscisic acid binding; protein phosphatase inhibitor activity. The transcript has 2 exons.